This is a messenger RNA of Linum tenue, 1443 nucleotides long. The record is from the annotation of a GenBank genome assembly. Lineage: Eukaryota; Viridiplantae; Streptophyta; Magnoliopsida; Malpighiales; Linaceae.
UUACUCUCCCACUCUCCCUUCUUGAGCUAUGCUCAAGACUAACCGGUCAUCGUCAGCUCUGAUUCCGCCGCUACCUCGCUGCCGAUCAUGGGCCGGAGCCCCUGCUGCUCCAAGGACCAAGGGCUGAACCGCGGCGCGUGGACGGCCCACGAGGACCAGCUCCUGACCCGCUACAUCGACUCCCACGGCGUCGGCAAAUGGCGCAACCUCCCCAAGAAGGCCGGCCUCAACCGCUGCGGCAAGAGCUGCCGCCUCCGCUGGCUCAACUACCUCCGCCCCGACAUCAAGCGCGGCAACAUCUCCCCCGACGAGGAGGACCUCAUCAUCCGCCUCCACAAGCUCCUCGGCAACAGAUGGUCUCUCAUAGCCGGGAGGCUACCUGGGCGGACGGACAACGAGAUCAAAAACUACUGGAAUACCAAUUUGGGGAAAAGGGUCGACCCGCAAACCCAUCACCGCCUCUCCACCACCACCUCCGCCGCCGCCGCUUCCCCUGCUUCUGCUCAUCCCAGCAAAUUCUCAGUCAAGCCCCGCCGGAAGCUUGUUCCCCCACCCGCAACUGCCACGGCCCCGGUCCGGGCCAAGCCUGCAAAGUGCUCGAAGAAUAAGCUCGUUUUCUAUCCACGGCGGCAGGAGGAAGAGGGGAACAAUAAUAAUAAUGACGCUGGAGUAAUUUUGGCCGGGGAUGGGGAGAAGGCAGAGACGAGCAGCCUGGCUGCCGUGGAAGCUUCCUCGUCCUCCUGCGCCCCCGCGAAUAACGGGCUCUCUGGCGGCGGAGAUGACAACGGUAAUGAGAAUAUUAUUAAUAGUGGCCGCCGUGAUGCGAAUAACCCACUGCAGGGGACGGAUGAGUUAAUAAUGACGGUGGAUUUUGGCGCGGCAGCAGGGGCGGAGAUCUCGCUGUCAGAGCUGCUGGCCGGCUGCGAUGAUUUCAGGGAUUUGUGCGAUUUCAGUCAUCAUCAUCCCCACACAGCUGGAUGCAGCGGCGGCAAGAGCAGAGACGAGGUGGAGAUGCUGAUGGCGGCCGGCGGCUGCGGGGAGAUGCUCAUUUCGUCGGAGGAAAUGCUGGAGGAGGGUUGGGAUAUUGACGUCACGGCGGCGAGUGAUCUGAAUGGGUUCGAUGGUGCUGGAUUUCUUGGUACCGGCGUCGGCGUUGAUGAUGAGGAAUGGCUUGGCAUUGCGGAAUGCUCGAGUAGUUAAAAGAGUUUACUUCAUUGGUGUUUUUGAGGAUUUUUCUUUUAUCAUUAUGUUCGUAUAAGCUAAUAUGAUAUCAUCUGAGAAUUGAAUCUUUGCUUUCCCAUGAUAAACUCGUUUUGAUCGUUUUCUUAUUACGAUGAACUCGUAUCAUUUGAAUGCUGUUGUAGUCGAAUAAAUUUCGGGGCUAUUGAUCCCGAUACAACCCAAUCAUUAAGGGUCGACCGAUGAACUAUUGGGAGACUGACC